AUGCUCUCUCGCGCCGGUAGGGAUAUGAUCAUUGAUGUCCUGCACCACGCCGCGACUGGAGGGGCGGUGCCGGUGCCCGAGAAACACUUUGACGCGAAUGCGGGAGGACGAAUAACACUUCAACGCAACACGCCCUUGACUUCGCCAGAAAUCCUGCAAAGAUUGUACGAGGCGCUUGGCUUCCCACCGGAUCUCACCACCCAGUACGUGACAGAUUUGCAAGACGACGCCAGGUUUCCCACAUUCUCUUCUCUCACUGAGUUGCUUGCCGAAGACGGUCCGCACCAGGCUUUUUUGGUAAGGAGUUGCCUUGAGUUGUUUUACUGCAUGUUGUGGUACUCUCGGGGAGAUGUGGAGACAACCAUGACCGCUGAGGAGGGUGACGCCGUACUGGAGGAUGAGCUUGACACCAUACGAAGUCUCUUUGAUGAGAGUUUCUUGGGCGUAAAAAACUUUGACGAAGAUGAUGUUGAGGAUCGGCAUAUUUACUUUUCGUUCUUCACAGAGAGCGGGGGAAGUGUGGUGGUCUGCGUCAGCGUUCCUUAUCAUUACCCUGUCGAUCCCCCGCUUGUCUUUGUGCAGCCGCGUGGGAAACUGGUGGGCGCAUUACCCACCCUCGGAGUGUUCCGCGCAGACACGAAGGAACUACCGGCCGCUUCGCGUCGCUCCAUACUUGAUGCUGCAGUUGAAGCCAUUAAUGGGCUUGCAGGGGAGGGGUGCUUGGUGAGUCUGGUAUCCUCGUUGCAUGGGGCUAUCUCGUCUCUUGAGCACAUCCCCAAUUCCACGAACAAUCCACACGUGACGGAGGAGCAGCAGGCGGUCAAGGAGGAAAAGGUCAGCAUCGAUGUACAAAGAAAAGCGUUUGCAACCGCCUUAACAGCUGCUCCGGGUGUAACCGUAGCAUCUAAUGAAGGUCCUCUUGUGCCGUACGCUAUGCCGGAAAGAAUUGGGCUUACAACAGUUGACUGCACUCAAAAUGAGGCCGAUCGGGUGCGUCGAGAAUAUUUAAAGUCAGACAAAUCGCUUAAUACCAAACUUAGUGCAGAGUGGGAUGUUCUUAAGAACACUGGAACGAUGAAAACGGCACGUGAACAACUGCCUGCGUUUCAGGUGCGUGAAGAACUCCGCGAGACCCUUUCAAGGCAUCAGGUUGUUGUUAUUGGUGGAGAGACGGGGAGCGGAAAGACGACGCAGAUCCCACAGUACCUGUAUGAAUUUAUGUGUGAAGCAGGUAUGGGGGGUUCAGCGAACAUCGUCUGCACCCAACCGAGAAGGCUUGCUGCAACGUCUGUGGCUCUUCGCGUUGCUGAAGAACGCGAUGAGGCAGUGGGAGGCGUCGUGGGUUACACGAUUCGUCUUGAAAGUUGCGUGUCACGACGCACGCAGAUUACCUAUUGCACGACAGGUAUUGUGCUGCGACGCCUACAGGUGGAAAAGUUUUUGGGUUCUGUUAGCCACAUUGUUGUGGACGAAAUCCAUGAACGUGGGGUGGAUACCGAUUUCUUGCUGAUCCUUUUGCGUGACCUCAUUCAACGACGAUCCGACCUCAAGGUGGUACUCAUGAGCGCCACGAUGGACUCUGAAUUGUUUGCACGUUACUUUGGCGGAGCUCCUGUCAUCUCGAUUCGGGGUCGUACGUAUCCGGUGCAGAAUUUUUAUUUGGAGGACAUCAUUCCCAUGGUUAGUUACGUCCUCGAGGACGGCUCACCGUACGCCAGGUGGGAGGUAAAAGGAAAGGAACGGCGUCGUAAUACGAGAAAGCAGGCGCUAGUCAUUGAUCCUGAACAGAUUGAAGAGGCACGGGAGACGGAAUGCCAGGAGCAGGCUCUCGCUGGGCAGCUUCACGUCUCCCAGAAAACGCUGGAGACUAUAUCAAGAAUGAAUCUUGACGUGAUCAACUAUGAGCUCAUUGAGAGUAUUGUUUUGUACAUUGACGGUGUUCUGAAAGUGGAUGGAGCUGUUUUAAUUUUUCUUCCUGGUAUGGCGGAGAUGAUUCGGUGUGUGGAACAGCUGAAGUCUAAUCCGCGGUUGUCGAAUAGCUGCUUGAUGUACAACCUGCAUAGUUCUCUGGGUUCUUCAGAGCAGCAUGGCGUGUUUCAACGACCACCUAAAGGGAAGCGAAAAGUUGUGAUUGGCACAAACAUCAUGGAAACUUCCAUUACAAUUGACGAUGCCGUGUUUGUCAUCGAUAGUGGGAAGGCGAGGGAAAACCGCUACGACGCCAGGAAAAGUUUGUCACAAUUGGUGACCGUCAACGUCUCCAAGGCCAACUGUCGUCAGCGCCAAGGGCGCGCUGGACGCGUACGGGAAGGGUUUUGUUUUUGCCUAUUUACUAGUGCCCACUUUGAGGCGUUGGAUGAUCAUCAACUGUGUGAGAUGCACCGCGUGCCUCUUGAGGGCCUUAUCCUUCAAAUCUACUCGCUUGAUUUGGGAGAUGAAGUGGAGUAUCUUCAGAAGGCGCUUUCGCCGCCUGAGGAACAUGCUGUUCGAAGCAGUGUGAGAGCGCUAACGACUCUUGGAGCCUUGACAUUUGAUAAGCGUCUAACCUCCCUUGGUCACCACUUGGCAAACCUGCCCUUGGAUGUACGUAUAGGAAAGAUGAUUAUCCACGGGGCAAUUUUGCAUUGUGUUGAUCCAGUUUUAACAAUAGCGGCCUGUUUAGCUGUGCGGAGUCCGUUCCUGUCUGCAAUGGACUACCAAACUGAAGUGGAAGCGGUACGAAGAGCUUUUGCAGGGGAAUAUAUGUCGGAUCAUUUAGUUUUUUGGUUUGCCUACGCUAGUUGGAUUGCCAUGCAACAUAAAGAAGGUACUUCUGCUGCGAAGAAGCUUUGUGCACGGUACUAUCUCUCUAUACCGACAUUGAAACAAAUUCAGUCCACCAAAAGACAGUAUGAGCGUUACCUCUACGAAGCAGGAUUUAUUGAGGAAACCCCUACCCAGUCAUCGCAUGACCGAUUUUUGUACAACCCUGUGUUAACUCUUGACGACCGCGUGUAUGAAUCUGGUGGAGAGCGAUUUAAUGCUAAUGCGGGUAGUGUAAAGUGUAUUCUCUCAUGCGUUGUGGCCGGCCUUUACCCGAACAUUGCACGCGUCAAAACUGGUGCCAGUAAAAAAGGUGGUACAUUUGUCAACAUGACCACAUUCGAUGGGUUGGAGGUGCUGAUACACCCCUCCAGUGUUGCGGGGAAGGCGAAGACAUUUGCCUCCCCGCUUCUUGUUUAUGUGGACAAGGUGAAGACCUCUGCCACGUUCCUACGAGAUGUGUCUAUGGUGACCCCUCUUCACGUUAUACUUUUCAGCGGCGGUGGUUUGGAGUAUCUUCCAAAGUACAGUGAGCUUGUUGUGGAUGACAUAACAGCAUUUAAAUGUGGGAACGAGGAUGCCACCUUGCUGAAGCAUCUAAAAGAUCAGUUGGACUCCGCCCUCAGCCAGAAGAUAAACGACCCCACACAGAGCUGGGAAUCCACCAGCAGUGUAGUUGUUCGGGCGAUUCUCAGACUUCUCAAGGAUGACUUUGAGAGCGUGCGUCACAUGACUGUUGUGGACCACCGACGGCCCCGCCCCUCCUUGACGGCUCCGUUGGCCCCGCCGGAGCCCUCUGAGACUGAAACGCACAGAAAGAAGCAACUGUGCUUCGUCUGCGGGGAGGCAGAUCACGUAGCUCGUUUUUGCCCGCGCAAGACGGCAUCACUGAAAGGGGGUCCAAGUACACGGUGCUUCGUCUGUGGUGAGUGGCAUCACCCAACGGAGUGUGUCUUGGUGUCCCCCAUUCAGUGA
This is a messenger RNA of Trypanosoma rangeli, 3777 nucleotides long. RefSeq names its product putative RNA helicase. Gene Ontology annotation, cellular component: intracellular anatomical structure. The record is from RefSeq and is a predicted model, not a curated record. The transcript has a single exon. Lineage: Eukaryota; Euglenozoa; Kinetoplastea; Trypanosomatida; Trypanosomatidae. Bases 1 to 3777 code for a protein of 1258 amino acids. Gene Ontology annotation, molecular function: protein binding; zinc ion binding; ATP binding.